Tarenaya hassleriana is the source of this 1894-nucleotide messenger RNA. RefSeq names its product target of Myb protein 1-like. The transcript is spliced from 11 exons. The record is from RefSeq and is a predicted model, not a curated record. The coding region runs from base 231 to 1613 and encodes 460 amino acids. Gene Ontology annotation, biological process: protein transport to vacuole involved in ubiquitin-dependent protein catabolic process via the multivesicular body sorting pathway. Gene Ontology annotation, molecular function: ubiquitin binding; phosphatidylinositol binding. NCBI's taxonomy places the organism in Eukaryota, Viridiplantae, Streptophyta, Magnoliopsida, Brassicales, Cleomaceae.
UCUCUCUCUCUCUCUCUCUCUCUCUCUCUGAGUUUAGCUUUUGCUUUUCUGUUCUCCUCCUCCUCCUUUUUCUUCAUCUGCUCUCUGGUUUCAGUGAAAUGCUGAAUCUGGUUAGGGUUUAUCGGCUCUUCGUUGGCUUCCUCGUUGUUGUCUCCGUUGCUCUAUCCGUUUUCGCAGAUUAGAAGCUGUCGCAUGUUCGAAGCUAUUUCUUACAAGCAAAACCAUAGAGCAUGGCUUUCCUUCAUUCAGUAAUAGAUAAGCAAAAAAUGGCAGCAGAGCUUGUUAUUUCUGCAACCAACGAGAAGCUUGCUGAUGUCGACUGGGCAAAAAAUAUUGAAAUCUGUGAACUAGUUGCUCGGGAUGAAAGGCAAGCUAAAGAUGUUAUCAAGGCUAUCAAGAAACGGUUGGGAAGCAAGAACCCAAAUACUCAAUUGUAUGCUGUCAUGCUACUGGAGAUGUUGAUGAAUAAUAUUGGGGAGAAUAUUCAUAAACAGGUUAUAGAAGUGGGGGUUCUCCCUAUACUUGUGAAGAUUGUGAAGAAAAAAUCAGAAUUGCCUGUAAGAGAGAGGAUCUUUCUCCUUCUUGAUGCUACACAAACCUCCCUUGGCGGUGCUUCGGGGAAGUUCCCUCAGUAUUAUUCAGCAUAUUACGAUUUAGUGCAUGCAGGAGUUAAGUUUCCUCGGAGAACUCAUGCUACACCAAACCCUAACCCUGGCUCUACACAAGCAGCCCCCAGAAAUACGCUUAAUGAACAACUUGCAUCUGCUAGGAAAGAGGGGACUGCUCACCAGCGAGAACCUGAGCCUGCAUCUCCUUCCAGCAUCUUACAAAAAGCUAGUAGUGCACUAGAAGUUCUGAAGGAAGUUCUUGACACAAUCGAUUCUCAAAAUCCCGAGGUAGCGAAAGAUGAGUUUACUCUUGACCUUGUGGAGCAAUGUUCAUUUCAGAAGGAACGCGUUAUGCAUCUCGUGAUGACAUCAAGGGAUGAAAGGAUCGUUUCUCAAGCAAUUGAAUUGAAUGAGCAGCUGCAAAGAAUUCUCACUAGACACGAUGACAUGCUAUCGGGCAGGAUCAUGGAGUCGGGCAGCUCUACAUCCAAUGGAUAUCAUCCCCAUUCCGGGCCAGGUCGUUCUACUUCAAAUGGGAAUCAUCAGAAACAUGAGCUGAGUGCUUCUACUACUGCAAAUCAUCUCCAUUCUGAGUCAAGCAGCUCUAUAUCCAAUUCAAAUCUUCUUAACCAUGAGGAUGAUGAUGAAGAAGAGGAGGAGGAGCCUGAGCAGUUAUUCAGAAGACUGCGGAAAGGAAAAGCCCGAGCAAAGCCUGAAGACGAAGAAGAGCCAUUCUCGGGAGAACGACCUCCCCCGGGAUUUCUCGGAUCAUCCAUUCCAGGUGAAAGACUCAACCGUCCACUUAUACGGCCUAUACCUUCGGAGACAAGACUUGACAGAAAUUCACAAUCUCCUCCUGUCGGUAUUCCGCCUCCGCCAGCGAAGCACAUGGAGAGGGAGAGGUUCUUCAAGGAGAAGAAAACUGACGGCUCUGCCAUUUCCGGCCAUAUGAGAGGCCUUUCCUUCAGCAGCUCACGCAGCGGAAGCUUAGACUUCAGUGACUGACUUGCCAUGAACAACCAAAGUCACACAUAUAUAUAUAUAUAUAUACAUACAUAUUCUUUACGUUUUUUUUGGGGUUUGUAAUCUACAGGACAGAAAGAUAUGGAGAAGAACAUCGUCUGUGUGUGGGUUUAGUAGUAUAGCUUUUUGCAGCAGCCGAAAUGUUAUGCCAUGUUAUACACGAGAUGAGUGUAUCUGUUUCAACGUUGUGGGAACUCGGACUGUGUAAAAGCUUAUUGAGGUUUGUGCCUUUUUGUGUAAUGAAAUCGUACCAUUGUUUACUA